Echinostoma caproni is the source of this 657-nucleotide messenger RNA. The record is from the annotation of a GenBank genome assembly. Lineage: Eukaryota; Metazoa; Platyhelminthes; Trematoda; Plagiorchiida; Echinostomatidae.
AUGUUGGCCGGAAGAUUGAAGAACUUUCGCAAAGGAAUAGAUGAUGUUCGUGAAGGAAAGGAAAAUUCCUUGUCGGCCAUUCGAAAAGAACUGACGUCCAUACCCUACCUCCCCGAACUAGCUCCAUUGGAACAUUUGAGGAAGUUAAGCCUGGCUCACAAUAAAAUUACAGGUUUGUUUAUCAAAAGUAUUCGCACAUUUUGUCUAGAAAUUCCUCAAGAGAUCUCUACUCUUCAAUCUCUGGAACAUUUGAAUCUUUUCAACAAUUGCAUCACAACGAUAUCUCCCAAAAUUGUCGAGUUGUCCUAUUUGCGAUUCUUGAACUUGGGAAUGAACAAGCUCAAUGUCCUUCCUCGUGGAUUCGGCGCGUUUCCGUCAUUGGAAAUCCUCGAUUUGACCUACAACAACUUGAGUGAAACUAGUUUACCGGAAAAUUUUUUCAAUUUAAUAACCCUUCGAGCGUUGUAUUUGUCAGAUAAUGACUUCGAACAGCUCCCCGGAGCAAUCGGAAAAUUGGUCAACUUGGAAAUUCUUGCUUUGCGUGACAAUGAUUUGAUCAUGUUACCGGCCGAAAUCGGACGACUGACACGUCUGAAGGAGUUGCAUUUGCAAGGAAAUCGUCUCACAGUUCUACCUCCGGAACUCGGUAAGUUCUAG